Molecule: messenger RNA, 1146 nt
Organism: Gossypium arboreum
Lineage: Eukaryota; Viridiplantae; Streptophyta; Magnoliopsida; Malvales; Malvaceae
Product: ER lumen protein-retaining receptor
Exons: 6
Coding region: 245-892 (215 amino acids)
Biological process (GO): endoplasmic reticulum to Golgi vesicle-mediated transport; protein retention in ER lumen
Cellular component (GO): cis-Golgi network; membrane; endoplasmic reticulum
Molecular function (GO): ER lumen protein retrieval receptor activity
Source: RefSeq, a predicted model, not a curated record
UUCUUUAUUUUCAUUGAUUUUCUUUCAUUUUCCUGCGUUACUUUUCUGGGCAAGGAAAGGAAAUAAUUAAUUCGCUGAAAAAAGUUAAGAAAUUUCUGGAUCAAUCUGAGAUUUUCUGCUUCUUUUUCUUUGCAGAAAUAAACUUUCCCGGCUGAUUCUCACACACAAAAAAAAAAAAAUUCAAAUUUCAUUCUCUUAUUUUAUUUUAUUUCAUAUUUUGGGAAAUUUAGAACGAUAAGCGACAAUGAAUAUAUUCAGAUUAGCAGGGGACAUGACCCAUUUGUUUAGUGUUCUUGUUUUGCUUCUUAAGAUCCACACAAUCAAGUCUUGUGCUGGCAUUUCACUGAAGACUCAGGAACUCUAUGCUAUUGUCUUUGCUACUCGUUACUUGGACAUAUUCACUAAUCAUAUCUCGCCUUAUAACACAAUCAUGAAGCUAAUAUUCCUGGGCAGCUCUUUCUCAAUUGUAUGGUACAUUCGGUAUCACAAAAUAGUUCGUAGAUCUUAUGAUAAGGACCAGGAUACAUUUCGACAUUAUAUCCUUAUACUGCCUUGCCUGAUUCUUGCCCUUCUUAUAAACGAGAAGUUCACCUUCAAAGAGGUCAUGUGGACAUUUUCCUUGUAUUUGGAAGCUGUCGCAAUACUUCCUCAGCUUGUAUUGUUGCAAAGGACUAGAAAUAUUGACAACUUGACUGGACAAUAUGUGUUUCUCCUUGGUGCAUACAGAGCAUUGUACAUAGUGAACUGGAUUUAUCGGUACUUUACUGAGGACCACUUUGUCCACUGGAUAACUUGGAUUUGCGGUCUUGUCCAGACAUUGCUUUAUGCUGAUUUCUUCUACUAUUACUUCCAGAGCUGGAAGAACAACAUGAAGCUCCAAUUACCAGCUUGAGAUUUUCAUGGUGCAAGUUUUGUAUUAGCAUACAUGGAUAUAAGGUGGUCAAUCUGCUUUGAUAACUGUUGCUUGAUAUUUUAUUGAUUUACCCCUUUGUUUGGGGUGCUUUUAGCAAGCUUUUAAGCAACAUAGCUUGGUUAAGACCCAAAUUCUAUAUGCCUUAAGAGAUUGUAUUGCAUAAUCUGUAUGUGGAUAUCCAAGGAUUGAUAACCACGUUUGUUUUUAAUCUAUUGCAGAUAGUAAUUAAAAUA